Salmo salar (Atlantic salmon) is the source of this 505-nucleotide messenger RNA. RefSeq names its product glutamate dehydrogenase, mitochondrial-like. The record is from RefSeq and is a predicted model, not a curated record. Gene Ontology annotation, biological process: L-glutamate catabolic process. Gene Ontology annotation, molecular function: L-glutamate dehydrogenase (NAD+) activity. Lineage: Eukaryota; Metazoa; Chordata; Actinopteri; Salmoniformes; Salmonidae. Gene Ontology annotation, cellular component: mitochondrion.
UGAACACAGAUUAAACUUCAGGGAUGAAUGUUGAUCGACUGGAUAUACUUGAAAAUACGAUGGUUGCCAAUGAUCAGGUUACAUUGCUACAUUGCCAUCUAACUAUUUCUCUCUCUAUCCCUCGCUCUCUCUCAGUGUCCGUUCAGGAGAGUUUGGAGAGGAAGUUUGGAAAGCAGGGAGGACCGAUCCCUGUUGUCCCAACCGCUGACUUCCAGGCCAGAGUCGCUGGUGCUUCUGAGAAGGACAUUGUUCACUCUGGGCUGGCCUACACCAUGGAGAGAUCUGCCAGGCAAAUCAUGCGUACGGCCAGUAAGUACAACCUGGGUCUGGACCUGCGGACGGCUGCGUACGUCAACGCCAUCGAGAAGGUGUUCAAGGUCUACAACGAGGCCGGCAUCACCGUCACAUAAUCACCCUAUCGAAGUCAGACCCCUCCCAUACUGCCCUGCUAUUGGUUCCACCGCUUCUGGUCCAUGAGACGGCUUGAAACUGGCUAACUAAUGCG